Naegleria fowleri is the source of this 996-nucleotide messenger RNA. RefSeq lists its product as uncharacterized. The transcript has a single exon. Bases 1 to 996 code for a protein of 331 amino acids. The record is from RefSeq and is a predicted model, not a curated record. NCBI's taxonomy places the organism in Eukaryota, Heterolobosea, Eutetramitea, Acrasida, Naegleriidae.
AUGCAAUCAUGUGUCAUUUUGACCUUGUUGGGAAUUCUUAUUGGAAUUUAUGGAUUUACUUUAUUAAGGUUUUCUUAUAUGAGAUAUUUGUAUCGAUUGUUGGCAAUGAAUGAAUCUUCGGAGAAACAAAUCAAACUCCAUCGAAUGCUUUCGUCUGUUUUGUUUGGAAUUAUUGGUUCAUUAUGUUCUGGACUUUUAUAUGGACUGGUUUGGCUAUUGAUUGCCAUUAUUUACUUUUCCACAAAUGGGUAUAAUCCAAAACCUCAAUUAGGAAUCAAUAUCAUGUAUGUGAUUCAGGUUUUCAUUCCAUGUGUGUUAGGAAUAUUAAUUUUUCUUGUGGACAUUUUUGCGAAUUGGAAGAAAAUUCGAGAGAAGGGAAUUCUUCAUAUCUUUACUUUUGAAGAUCCAUUUCAUUUGAGAGUUGACAUCUUGACACUCUUUGGAAUUUUAUGUUGUUUGAUAUUAAUUGUGAUUUUUAAUGUGGGUUUAUUGGGAUCGGCUGCGCAUGUGAGUGACAUUCUGAUAGCCAUCUUGAAAAAGUUCACCCCCAUAUUCACAUACAUGUUGGGAGGUGGAUUCACUGCCGUGAUAUUGGAAUGGUUUCGACGGGCGCGCACUCGUUAUGAGAAGAAAUCCGAAAAAGACUCUGCAAAGGCCACUCAGUCAAGUAACGUUGAAUCACUUCUUGAAGAAUAUUUGAAAGAUGAAACCUUUCAAGAACUAUUCACACAGUACUGCACGAAAGAAUUUUCAUUGGAGAAUAUUUUACUUUAUAAGGAAUUGCAAGAAUUACAAAAAAAGAGUCAAUCCCUCUCGAAUGGAGAAAUUUCAGAGGAGGAUUUUCAUCAUAUUCAUGUGACAUAUUUUCAAAAUUAUUCAAAAUAUGAAGUGAACAUGCCUUCAAAAGUCACUCGCGAAUUGGAAACGUUAUGGCCCACAAUGAAUCAAAAGAAUUCCAACACUUCGAAUUUGGAAAUGACGGAAAAGAAGGAGUAG